Ostertagia ostertagi is the source of this 786-nucleotide messenger RNA. NCBI's taxonomy places the organism in Eukaryota, Metazoa, Nematoda, Chromadorea, Rhabditida, Trichostrongylidae. The record is from the annotation of a GenBank genome assembly.
AUGGCUGUGCAGGACGACGUGCCAUGGGUGCGCUUGCAUACCCAUAUUGUAAUUGAUGCGUCUGAUUGCCCCUUACCAGGAAGCACAGCAGCUUCAUUAAUGGCGGUGGUCGGAUGGAUGAUGUUGUAUUUCUGGUACGCAUUUUUCAACAGUUUUGACCUGGCCAGACCGUUUCCGUUUGACGUUCGAAUGGUGAACUGCUUGAACCCGGAUAUCGCCAUGGCAUACGGUAUUCCUGAUUUACGACGGUCUACGGUGGGGAACGAUUUUACUCCGCCCACACCGGAUCAAAGGCUCACGGUUGGACACUGCUUUAUUAUGUUGAUCGUUGACGGAUUACUACUAAUGAUUAUCACCUGGUACGUCGAAGCCGUCUAUCCCGGCGGAGAAGGUGUGCCUCAGAAACCGUGGUUUUUCCUGCUGGCGACGAUCAAUGUGGUUGGACUAUCGAAGACCUACGGCACUUCAAUUUUCAAGAAGCUUUUCGAUUGCCAGUUUGGAAAACUGAGCGAGAAGAAAGCUGUCGAUGAUCUUAAUCUGAAAAUGUACCAUGGGUCAGAUCACAGCCUUACUAGGACACAAUGGAGCCGGAAAAAGCACGACAUUCAGUAUGCUGACAGAACAAGUUUACCACAGGUCCGAAAACAAACCGGAUUGUGCCCACAGUACAAUAUCCUUUUCAAUUCGUUGACAGUCAUGGAGCACCUGGAGUUCUUCUGCAAGCUGAAGGGCCGAGAGUACUUCGAGAAAGGAAGCCAUCGACAUCCUCACGCGGCUAAGAAUUGA